AUGCACAUUCCAGAUUCAACAAUUCUGGAUGAUGCAGAUAGGCAAACCAACAUAGACCAAAGGCUCACAAGGCCAGAGUCUACAGAUUCGGAAAUAGCCACAGAAAUCACAAGACCAAACAAAAUUAUAUGGGCUAUAAAUAAGAUUCAUACAUUCAGAAAACUACACAGAAAGCUACUAUGUCCCAGGGCAGAUGUAAAAGAAUGUGCGGUGAAGAACAAGAAAUUAUUGAAAAUGAUAAUUAUGACAGCAAAUCGGAACUACUUCUUAGCGAUGAUAACGAUGAUGUGUCCGUUUCAAGAGCCAGACGAUGGCUAUUACCAAUUUUAUAUGGGCAAGGGGGAAGAAACAAUUUGGAAAAGUACCCCAAUAGCUUAUGGCAAUAACACCAGAGCAAAAAAUAUUAUGGAAAGAAGUUGCUGGAACAAAAGUGAACCUAAUGGAUCAGGAUAUAAACAAUGUGAGGAUAUAUUUUUUUGUGACGAUUCUAUUGAUGACCCUCCUUAUGCUCCGUCAACUCCUGAGUUUUCAUCUGGGGAGUCUUUUCAUUCUUCGGUUCAAAAACCGACAGCUAAUACAGAAAUGAGAAAUGAAGAAAGCAUUGUGUUGGAGCGGAAUGUGAGUGCAGUGGGUACCAGUGAUGGUAGCGCAAUGGGUAUCAGUGAUGGUAGUGCAGUGGGUACCAGUAAUGGCAGUGCCAGUUUGCAAUGUAAAAGAAAAAGGAAGGCUGAGCCGAGUACGUGGAAGAACAAUAUACGCAAGAGGUUGACACAGACUGGUAAGUCCUAUAUUUCUAUUCGAGGCAAAGCAGUUAGUGCAAGGAGUGUAAAACCAAAGGAUUGUUCUAAAUGCCCCAAAAAAUGUAAUAGUAAAUUUUUUGAAGAAUAUCGGCAGCUCUGUCACUUUUCAUUUUGGAAUGAGCUUGGAAACAUUGAAAAGCAAAAGCAGUAUAUUUCUUCUUUAGUUGAAGUAAAACCAAAAAGUUCAGUUAGAACAAAAGCUGAGAAUUCACAACGUUCAAACACCAGAGAGUAUUAUUUAGUGAAAGAGGGUAACAAAAUUCAGGUUUGUCAGGGAUUUUUUCUUGCUACGUUCAACAUAUCAGAAACCUUUGUAAAAAAUAUACUGAAAAAUAGAUCGGAUUGUCAUGUUGUUCAGACUAGUAGAAGAGGUCGUCAUCCUCCUGGAGUCGCAAGACCUGAAGACGCUAAAGAAUUUAUCAGAAGCCAUAUUAGAUCUUUUCCUACAGUCCCUUCACAUUAUUGUAGAAAAUCUUCAACCUAUGAGUAUCUACCACAGGACCUCAACGUACAAAAAAUGUAUGAUAUGUAUGUUUACAAAUGCAACGGUGAGAAAAUAAUGCCUGAGAAAUUAUGGUUGUAUAGACAAAUUUUUCACAAUAACUUUCAUUUAAAAUUUCAAGUACCAAGAAAAGACAUGUGUGAUACCUGUUUUAGAUAUCAAAAUGUAACUGAAGAUGAAAAGAAAGACUUGCAAAAGAAUUACGAACAACAUAUCAACAGGAAAAAUGCUGCUAGGGAAUUUCACGACAAAGCUAAGGCAGAUGCUUUGGAAAACAAAAUAAAUUUCAUUCAAUUUAAUCUGGAGGCUGUAAGGUACUGCCCUGUAAGAAUUUAUCAGAAGCCGUAUUAG
Messenger RNA from Diabrotica balteata, 1653 nucleotides. Lineage: Eukaryota; Metazoa; Arthropoda; Insecta; Coleoptera; Chrysomelidae. The record is from the annotation of a GenBank genome assembly.